AUGAGUAACCAGCGACCUCUUGUUCAUUCUCAGGACAUUCAGAUGGAUGCCAAUGGAGGCCCGCCAGUGAAGCGACCCUGCAUGAAUGAUACGCCGCCCAUCGCAUUGACUCCCGUUGACGAUGGAAGUGAUUUCUACAAUACGCCCUUGGUUGCAGGAACACCGGUGACUACGAAUAAUAACGAGAACCAAGAAAUCUUGGCUUCAAAUCAGACCAGUGGUCCAACUACAUCCCACGCAUCGGCGACAUUAAUCCCAGGCUUGAAUCUUGUCAACAAUACCCUCACAGACCUGCGCUCGGCGAAUAGCGAGAUGAGCCCUCUUCAGUCCACUUCCAACCAGAGUGGGGAGGGCGUCGGUCUCCAGAAUGGCAUCCAGCCAACCACCGCACAGCAUCAACCAGAGACAACACCUCAAUUCAACACAAAGCCUUCCACGGAAGGUAAUGACGCAAUGGAUAUAGAGCAGAAAGGUGGACAACACAAUCAUGAUGAGUUGACGGACUUGAAACCUGAGGUGAACCUGAAUGAGAAUGGCGAUGUAAGCGGAACAGGCAAUGCUCCUGCUGCAGAUGUUACCGGGAAGGACCAGGUUGAAGAGGUGCACCCCGAAUGGGAGAUUGACUCUUCCCCGUACGAGUCGUCGUCCGAUAGUUCCACCACCGAUUCAUCUGAUGACAGCGACGAUGAGGACGAAGAUUAUCCUAUUCUUAGCCCGGAGGAGCAGGCGCGCAUUUUGAUGCAGGCGGAAAUGGGCUCCGACGAUGAAGGGGAGGGAAAAGGCAAAUCGGGUGGUCAUGUCAGAACGGCAAAUGAACUACUGGAGGAGGCCCUUCCGAUCCCCGAAAUUACCGUCACUCCUGAAAUGAAGGUUGUGCUCUUGGGCCAAGUGGAGGCUAUCGUAGAGAAUACUGUCCUUAUCGCCGCCAACAUCUCCGGUGAAUACCAGGUGCUUGAAGGUGGCUCUCUACUUUGCUCCGAAGAUAGGAGUAUUAUUGGCGUUGUUUCUGAAACUCUGGGGAGGGUGGAGAAUCCAUUGUAUACUGUGCGAUAUCCCGACGUUGCUGCCAUUGAAGCACACGGUAUUUCCAAAGGGAAACAAAUCUACUACGUUGAAGAACACUCUACCUUCGUCUUCACUCAGCCUCUUAAAGGGUUGAAGGGAAGUGAUGCUUCAAACUUCCAUGACGAAGAGAUUGCCGAGGACGAGGUGGAGUUCUCUGACGACGAAGCUGAAGCUGAGUACAAGCGGAAACUGAAACAGAAACGGCAGGAAAGGAAGGAGGCUAAGAAUGAGGGUGGCCCGGCGAGAGCCAGACGGGGCAUACCCGGCCCUUCCAAGCUCAAUCAGAGCGAGCUCAACUAUGAGGAUAAUGCCGCUGAAGAUGGGUACACCCCACUUGCACGCCCGAAGAACCUGCAUGAAAUGAUGGGCCACCAGGAGGCGCCUGUCGAGAGCGACGAUUCUCAGAGUAGAGGCGCUGGUUUCCGUGGUGGUCGAGGUCGAGGCAAAGGCUCUGAACGUGGACGAGGAGGCCGUGGCCGGGGAGGACCCAGAACUUCUCAACACCAUGAUGACCAGUCAUAUCAUCAACUGCAACGCUCCGAUUCUCAGCCUCAGCCUUCUCACUACAAUGCUCAGUCCUACCAGCAGAGCCAGCAAGGCUCCUAUAAUAUGCCUCAGCAAUUGCCUACUUAUCCAUCCUUCCAGCCCCAGGCCCAGCCACAGCCCCAACAGCAACAACAGCAGCAGCCGCAACAACAGCAACAGCCAUUUGGCCAAGGUGUACUUCCUUUCAAUUUCCAAAUGCCAUUCCUACAGGCCUACCAACAACCAAAUCCAUACCAGCAAUUCCCCCCCAACGCCCAUAUUAACCCACUAUUUUUGGCAGCCUUGCAACAGCAGCAGCAGCAACAACAAUAUCAGCAAUCGCAACAGGGCUCUGGGCAACAACAGCAGGCGCAAAAUCCAACGAUGAAUUUUGACCAGGUCAAGGCUCAGUUGGAACUCCUGCGGCAACUAAGUAACGGCAACCAAGGGCCUCCUCGUUCAUAA
This is a messenger RNA of Aspergillus tanneri, 2055 nucleotides long. Its product is annotated as RNA-binding snoRNP assembly protein NAF1. NCBI's taxonomy places the organism in Eukaryota, Fungi, Ascomycota, Eurotiomycetes, Eurotiales, Aspergillaceae. Gene Ontology annotation, cellular component: sno(s)RNA-containing ribonucleoprotein complex. Gene Ontology annotation, molecular function: RNA binding. Bases 1 to 2055 code for a protein of 684 amino acids. The record is from RefSeq and is a predicted model, not a curated record. The transcript has a single exon. Gene Ontology annotation, biological process: box H/ACA snoRNP assembly; pseudouridine synthesis; ribosome biogenesis.